GGGUGUCUCUUUCCUGUCACUAUAUAAUGCAUGAAUAUGUUCUGCAAUAAGAAAACAAGCACAGAAAAGCAGCUGAUCAGCUUUCUAAUGGGAGCUCAUUCUGUCAUUUGCUUUCUCUUCCUCGCACUACCAAUGAUCCAAUCCCAAGCACUAGUUCCGGAACAGAGAGCAGCUCGAGUGCCCGCAGUCUUUGCGUUUGGAGACUCCGUCGUCGACUCGGGCAACAACAACAUGCUCCUGACAACAGCCAAGUGCAACUUCCCUCCAUAUGGGAGGGACUUCAUAGGACACAGAGCAACAGGAAGGUUCAGCAAUGGAAAGAUCCCCACUGACUUAUUUGCAUCUUAUCUGGGAGUAAAGGAGCUUCUGCCUGCUUAUCUUGACCCAGACAUAAAGGAACAUGACCUGCUCACCGGAGUAAGCUUUGCUUCUGGUGGCGCAGGAUACGAUAACCUUACCGCUGAAAUACCGUUAGUUUUCUCAUUGUGGGAUCAGCUAGAGAUGUUCAAAGAAUACAAGAGAAAGUUAGAAGCCAUUGCUGGUGAAAUGAGAGCAGCUAAUAUAGUCGCCGAAAGCCAGUGCAUUAUAUUUUCAGGGACCAAUGAUUUAAUGACCACAUAUUUCACUACCUCUAUCCGAGCUCUGAGCUAUGAUCUCCCUUCAUACAUCAAUUUCAUGCUCCAAGCAGCAUCUAGCUUUGUAGAGGAACUGUACAGUUUGGGAGCUCGAAAGAUUGCUGUAAUUGGGGUUCCUCCUAUAGGUUGUGUGCCUGCACAAAGAACUCUGAAGGGAGGAAUCACCAGGGAUUGUGUGGACACUUAUAACCAAGCUUCCAUCAAGUUCAAUAGUGAGCUAUCCAUGCGGCUGGAAAGGCUGGCCACCUACCAUCCUGGGGCCAGGAUUAUGUACAUUGAUAUCUAUAAUCCAUUACUUGAACUUAUUCUUCAUCCUUCUGACUAUGGGUUUGAGGAAGCAACAAAGGGGUGCUGUGGUACAGGGAAAAUUGAAGCCACCAUUCUGUGCAAUGAUUUGACUCCAUUCACAUGCCCGGAUGCCACCAAGUAUUUGUUUUGGGAUGGCUUUCAUCCUACAGAGAGAGGAUAUGAGAUUCUUGUAACCAAAAUCACUCAAAAUCAGGGCAUCUAGCAAAUACAGCAUUGCCCGGAACCUGUGACUCUGUCGUAGAAACAACUGAUCUUGAAUUCAAUAAUAGUGACAACCUAAACCUUACAUUA
This is a messenger RNA of Phoenix dactylifera (date palm), 1235 nucleotides long. RefSeq names its product GDSL esterase/lipase EXL3-like. Gene Ontology annotation, molecular function: hydrolase activity, acting on ester bonds. The record is from RefSeq and is a predicted model, not a curated record. NCBI's taxonomy places the organism in Eukaryota, Viridiplantae, Streptophyta, Magnoliopsida, Arecales, Arecaceae.